Messenger RNA from Cladophialophora bantiana CBS 173.52, 957 nucleotides. RefSeq lists its product as uncharacterized. The transcript has 6 exons. Gene Ontology annotation, molecular function: arylformamidase activity. NCBI's taxonomy places the organism in Eukaryota, Fungi, Ascomycota, Eurotiomycetes, Chaetothyriales, Herpotrichiellaceae. Bases 1 to 957 code for a protein of 318 amino acids. The record is from RefSeq and is a predicted model, not a curated record.
AUGAACCGCGAAAAGCUUCCACGGUUUGACGAACUUCCUCUGUCGGCAGGAGACCCUCCCUAUUCAGCUUGGGGCUUGUGGAAGGAUUCAUCCCUGGGAUCACUCAAUCAUUUGACUGCGGACAGAGUUCUGCAAGCAGCAAGAAAUCAAAUCAUCACAGGCACACGAGUGUGUCUCAACCUUCCUCUCAAUGCGAUCAACCCUGGCUUGCUUGGACGCCCGAGCUUUGAGCAAAAGCUGAUCAAUAAGGAGCCUCAUGUCAUCAACGAUGAUAGUAUCUCUUUCAACACUCAAUGCAGCUCUCAAUGGGAUAGUUUCCGGCACUUUGCUUACCAAAAAGAAAAGAUGUUCUACAAUGGUAUCACCCAAGAUGUCAUUCAUGGGCUAGAUAAACCUGGUGUGAAUGGAAUCGGAGAAUGGGCGGAACAGGCUAUUGCUGGGAGAGGCGUGUUGAUCGAUUUCUACGACUGGGCUCAGACCAACGCGUACGAGUUCGAUCCUUUGGCAACUUCGCCCGUCACCGUUGAGCAGAUCAAGAGAAUAACGGCAGAGAAGAAUAUCGAGCUCCUGACAGGCGACAUUCUUUUCAUUCGAACCGGUUACGUCUCAGCGUAUCGUCAGCUUUCUGCAGAUCAAAGGAAAGACAUAUCAACCAAAUUUGCUUUCCCAGGGCUGGCACAGUCAGAAGAGACGACUCGUUGGCUGUGGGAUAGGCAAUUCGCCGCGGUAGCCGCGGACUCACCCGCGUUCGAAUGCACGCCACCAACUGAUCCUGAGUAUUUUCUUCACCCAGUCCUCCUUGCGGGCUGGGGAACUCCUAUUGGAGAGCUCUUCGACUUGGAAAGGCUAUCAGAGGCAUGUGUGAAGCUAAAUCGGUGGACAUUCUUCCUCUGCAGCGUUCCAUUGAAUUAUAGCGGCGCUGUGGCAAGCCCACCCAACGCCAUGGCCGUCUUUUGA